GCCAAUCAGCCGGUGGAUUGGGCCCCAGCAGGGCUGCUCAAUGGGCGAAUCCCAGAGGACAAAGGGAGGGAGCUGGGCCGCUGGAGGAAGGCACAAGAGGUGAUGGGAGACACCGAGGAGGCGUAGCACCCAAUUCUGGUGAAACCCACCCAGCAGAAGCGCAAGGGAGACAUUGAACGGUAGCCUGUGACUCCUAAGGGGAACCCCCGAAUGAGAAGCCAUGGCUCCCAAGGCAGGACCAAAAGGUAAAUCCGCUCCUCCCACGCCCACGGCUGACAAGAAAAAGGGCAAGCCGCCUGUAGCUGCCGCGGAACGUAAACGGGUCCAGCUUUCGGAUAUCAUUCCUCCCAGCGUCAUGUGGUGUUUUUUGGGGACUUUUGCUUUUGUCUGCCUCAUCGUCUUAAUUGCAACGGCCUACCUCUACUCUUCAUUGGCUGCGGAAAAGAAAAACCCUCUUGACGAGCCCAUGAGAAGGCUGAGGAUCACCAUGGCCGCGGGGCUGAGGGACCCGAAGCUGAACUACUUAAAUCCCAUGAAGGUAGCAGAAGAAGUAGAGAGGUUGCCAGAGUACCUAGAAGAAGCUGAAAGGGCCUUCAACCAGCGGAAAGUGAUGUAUCAAUCCCUCUUCAGGAAAGGAGCCCGAUCUUCAGGUGACUGGCAGCUCUUUGGGAGAAGCCUUUACUAUAUUUCAAAGGGGCAGAAGAACUGGUAUGAUGCUGAGAACUUCUGCAUGUCAAGAGAUGCCCACUUAGCCUCCAUUCUAAGUGAUGAAGAGCAGAAAUACAUAAAUGCUCACCUGCAUUUCCCUGCCUGGAUUGGCCUUUCAGAUGAAGAUGAAGAAGGGAACUGGCGGUGGACGGAUGGCUCCAGUUUAACCGUAGAGUAUUGGUCUGAUGGCCGUCCCAGUCACUCGGAGGCCAGCGGAGAACUGGAGAAAGACUGCACAUCCAUCGUACCUUCCUUGAGCGGGCCUAACUGGAACAACGCCAACUGCCAUGAACUGAAAAAAUGGGUCUGUAAGGAGAGCCUCGAUGUUGGAGAACCCUGAAGGUGGCCAAGCCCUUUACCGAGAGCAAUGCUAGAAGAUGGAGUGUUUUUUUUCAUUUCAGUGUCAAGCCCACCCCACGAGAAAUCUACUCAUUACAGAAUAAAUAAGCACGUACUCUUC
This is a messenger RNA of Pogona vitticeps (central bearded dragon), 1168 nucleotides long. Lineage: Eukaryota; Metazoa; Chordata; Lepidosauria; Squamata; Agamidae. The record is from RefSeq and is a predicted model, not a curated record.